Belonocnema kinseyi is the source of this 2023-nucleotide messenger RNA. Its product is annotated as ankyrin-1-like. The record is from RefSeq and is a predicted model, not a curated record. The transcript has a single exon. Lineage: Eukaryota; Metazoa; Arthropoda; Insecta; Hymenoptera; Cynipidae. Gene Ontology annotation, molecular function: protein binding. The coding region runs from base 1 to 1578 and encodes 525 amino acids. Gene Ontology annotation, biological process: protein localization to ciliary inversin compartment. Gene Ontology annotation, cellular component: ciliary inversin compartment.
AUGAAGUCACCAUCGUCUUCGGAUUCGGAGAAAGACUUACUCUUCAACGUCCAAAGUGGAUCAGUGACAGGAGUCGAGCAUUCCUUAAAACGAGGUGUCAACAUCCACGCCCACAACAAUAUGAUUUCCGGUGACACAGCUCUUCAUUUUGCAGUCAUGGGACAUUUUUACAACCAAUACGCAGAUGAAAAAUGUCCCUACCUGAAAAUUGCAAAAAUCCUUUUGAAAAAUGGCGCCGAUGUCAAUUUUCCCAAUUACCAUGGUGUGACUCCACUUCAACUAGCUUUAUUGCGAGGAAAAAUUAAGAUGGUCCAAUUGCUUCUCAACAAAGGAUCCGAAAUUAAUAAAAUUCUCCGAGGAAUCCACCGUGACUUUGAUCUUCAUCAUCAAACGCGAAGCAUUGUCGAUUUUUUAUUACGAAACAAAACCUUCCGAGUCUCUUCCAGCGAUUAUCCAAUUCUUCUGCAGUUCGCUCUCAGACAUGGGGACGAAAAAACCUUCGAAAUGAUUUUGAAAAAGAAAGUAGAAUUCGAUAUUAAUGCUAUUUUGCCAACAAUGAAUUAUGCGAUUAUUCAUCUGGUUGUUCAAAAUGGCACUGUCAAAAUGAUCAAAGACCUUAUUGACCAUGGUGUUGAUAUUGAAAGAAGGGACAUCCACGGCAAUACGCCGAUUCAUGAAGCUAUAAAGAAAAGAAAAAUUGAUCAUUUUAUUUAUCUUUUGAAAUGUGGUGCUUCCGUUUUUUGUGAAAAUUUUCAGGGAAGAACUGCUCUUCAUACUGCUGCUGAAUACAAAGCAGAGGAAAAAAUUGUAUACUUGAUUUUAAAUAAAGGGAUUAAUGUUAAUAUCAGAAGUCAAGUAGAUGGCAAGACACCACUUCAUGUGGCUUGCAGCAAAUUAGAUAAUCUUGAAAUCGUCAAAUUUCUAGUCAAAAAUGGGGCUAAUUUUGAUACGAAAGACCGAUAUGGUGAAACUCCGUUGCAUAUGGCUAUGCAUUCUUAUGUUAAAGCGGAAUUAGUAGAGUACCUUUUGGAAUUGAAAGCCAAUGUUAAUAUUCAGGAUGUGAAUGGAGACACUGCGUUGUCAACUGUUUUGCACUUGUCCUAUGCUAUUGAUAGAAAAAUAGAAAUUUUAGUUGCCCAUUUGGCCAGAAUGAUCGCUGGUAAAUUAGAUGUCUGUGCGAAAAAUUUGGAAAUGAUUGAACACCGUGUCGUGAAUGAUUACUAUCAAAUUUGCCAUUCUGAACUUUGUCAAAUGAAGGAGAAAAUUUGUCCUUCCAGUACUGUUUCAUAUCUAGAUUUGCUUACGAAAAAUGUGCAAAAUUUCUCGGCGUUUAUUUGGAAUGAAGAGAUCAUGACAGUUUUAAAUUCUCGUUCUUAUUUGGACAAAUUUCAUAUUUAUGGGGAUUUUCUGGAAAGGAAAAUAAACAAAGCAAAAUCGCGAGGUUUAUUGAUGCAGAAGGUUACGGAAAUUUUUUACUGUCGACUUGAAAUAAAGUUGCCGCAUGUAGUUCUGAAUCAAUUAUUUUCCUACAUGAAUGAACUGGAAUUGAGUUAUUUUGUUGAAACUUUUCUUUCGUGAAAAAGAGACAAAUUUAGGUUUCUAGUAGUUCUUUUUCAAAUAUAGGGAAAAUCAAUUUGGAGUCUGAUUCCAAAUCAAAAGUGCAAUACUAAGUAGAUGUGGAGAUUUUUGUAUAUAUUCAUUGUAUAUAUCAUUCAAAAUAUUGUAUGUAAUGAAUUUGUAAAUAUGCACAUUUUAUGUUUAAUAUGAAUUCUUCGCUUUGUUGUUAAUUAUAAUAAAUUUUAAGUCACGAUAGUCAGGUCUAAAAUAUUUAAUAAGUUUCGAACUAGCACAGUACUAUGAGAUUGAAAGAGUGCUCAUUUUUAUAAAAAAAAAGCCUCGUACUUGUUUGUAUUUUCAAAUUCGCUUGGUUUUGCUAUUAGGUAUUAGAAUUAUAUUGUAAAUAUUUUAGAAUAAGGACCGCAACUACUUUGUGUGAACCUAGGGUUCAAGAAAAAUUAAUUGU